This is a messenger RNA of Passer montanus (Eurasian tree sparrow), 2116 nucleotides long. RefSeq names its product suppressor of cytokine signaling 4 (gene SOCS4). The record is from RefSeq and is a predicted model, not a curated record. Lineage: Eukaryota; Metazoa; Chordata; Aves; Passeriformes; Passeridae. Gene Ontology annotation, biological process: positive regulation of proteasomal ubiquitin-dependent protein catabolic process; phosphatidylinositol phosphate biosynthetic process; intracellular signal transduction. The coding region runs from base 377 to 1687 and encodes 436 amino acids. Gene Ontology annotation, cellular component: phosphatidylinositol 3-kinase complex. The transcript has 3 exons. Gene Ontology annotation, molecular function: 1-phosphatidylinositol-3-kinase regulator activity.
CUGAGGGGCCGCGGCUGCCAGUGCCGAGCCCGCCGAGCCGCCGGCAACCCGCUGGGGACAGAGGCGGCGGAGAGCGCCGGCCCCGCGGGCAGCGCCCGCCGCAGCACCGUUAUUUGGAAGAGAUGCAGAAUUUGCUCCAUGAACAGCUAAAGCAGUAUCAUCUGCCCCAGGAAGGGUUUCCUUCUGAAAUGGGCCCUGCCACAAUGGGGUUGCCAACGCCUAAAACGUUCUGCUCUGCUGCAUAAUCAGAAUGAAAACUCAACAAAUAUGUUAAGAUAUUUCCAGAAAGUGCCUCGAGGAAGCUUCCUUAUGUAGAAAAACCCCACAAGAAACACAGCGUGUGCUUCCUGGCAACUCGUGAAGCAAAGCUGUCACAAUGGCAGAAAACAAGGACAGCAGUGCGAAAAGCGCAGAUGUGAGGCCCAAAAGCAGCCGGAGCAGGAGCGCAGACAGAAAGGAUGGCUAUGUCUGGAGUGGGAAGAAGCUCUCCUGGUCCAAGAAAAGUGAGCAUUGUCCUGAUGCUGAAACAGCAAGCGCUGCAGGAAGGUCGGGGAGUAAUUUAAAGAGCCAAGAGAGGAAGUACAGCUGCUCGUCCAUCGAGCUGGAUCUGGACCGGUCCUGUGGCCACAGGUUUUUAGGGCGGUCUCUCAAACAGAAGCUGCAGGAUGCUGUGGGUCAGUGCUUUCCCAUCAAGAACUGCAGCAGCCGGCACGCCUCCGGACUGCCAUCCAAAAGGAAGAUCCAUAUCAGUGAGCUGAUGCUGGAUAAGUGUCCUUUCCCUCCACGCUCAGAGCUGGCUUUCAGGUGGCACUUGAUCAAAAGGCACACGGCCCCUAUAAGUCCAAAGGCAGAAGAAUGGAUAAUUGCUGAUUUAUCCCAGCACGAGGAAAGGGAGGAUCAGCUGCGAGACGAGGAGAUUGCCAAUGGGGGGAUGGACUCUCCCUCCCAGUCCUGUGACUUCACUGACAGCAGUUCCUCUCGGGGUGACCCGAGGCCUGAGCUGGUGACAGGUAAGGUGGCGAGGAGCAGUAGAGAUGAGAGCGACAUGGACUCCGACGAUGAAGUCAUAACUCUGUGCACAAGUUCUCGGAAACGAAACAAGCCCAAGUGGGAAACAGAUGACGAGCUGCUACGGAUGGAAACGCCCCCGAAAUACCACACCCAGAUUGAUUAUGUCCACUGCCUAGUGCCAGACCUCCUCCAGAUCAAUAACAAUCCCUGCUACUGGGGAGUCAUGGAUAAAUACGCAGCUGAGGCGCUGCUGGAAGGGAAGCCAGAGGGAACGUUUCUGUUGAGAGACUCUGCCCAGGAGGACUAUUUGUUUUCCGUGAGCUUCCGGCGCUACAGUCGCUCCCUCCACGCUCGGAUAGAGCAGUGGAAUCACAACUUCAGCUUUGAUGCCCAUGAUCCCUGUGUCUUCCAUUCCCCUGACAUCACGGGACUCCUAGAACACUACAAAGAUCCAAGUUCCUGUAUGUUCUUUGAACCACUUUUAUCCACUCCCCUGAACAGGACCUUUCCCUUCUCUCUCCAGCAUAUAUGUAGAACGGUCAUUUGCAACUGUACAACUUAUGAUGGUAUUGAUGCACUUCCCAUUCCUCCCUCGGUGAAGCUGUAUCUGAAGGAAUAUCAUUAUAAGUCAAAAGUUAGAGUGCUCAGGAUUGAUGUACCAGAGCAGCAAAGCUAGAAAAUAUUUUUGUGAAAGAAAUUUUCUCCGAACAGACAAUAGUACGUUCAAUCUCUUUUCCUUCUAGGUUUUUUUUUUAAUAGCGACUUGAUUACUUUUUCUUUUUCUGCAUAUUAUUUACCACCCAACUAGUCUCUGUUUAAAUGUACUUUUGAGUCUUCACAGCUCUCUUUUUUAGAAAUUAUAUUCAUUGUGGGCUUUUGGUACCGUCCCUAGGCUAGAGUUUUACAGAAUUCCAGGUAGACUUUCUGGUAUUUCUAUAGAUGGAUAGUCAUUAGAUCUAAAACCCCCUGAAAAUCAGUUUUGAACUUGAUCUGUCUUUUCUAUUGUAGUUGACACGUGUUGCUGACAUGAUUGAAAUAAUGCACUGUUAACUAAAGAUUGACUCAUCUGUAUUUUCUGCAUUUCUUUUAAAAUGAGUGCUCUAGC